AUUAAUGAAAAUUUUUAAUCGGCUAGAGAUUUAAUAUUGUUUAUUAGUUUUACAUUGUUGCUCUUAACAUUGAUUUUUUAAAUUAAUUUAAAACUAGAAUUGAACACGGUGAAUUCUCUAAAUCUAAGCUGAAACUGUUUUUCUUUCCUCAAUGAAACCUGUUCUGUCAUGUCUUACACUGAAUUGGAACAUGGUUAUCAGGGUCUACGGAGUGCCAGCCGACCAAUUUUCUAUGUAGGCGAUUUAAAUACUGUACAACCAACCCUUGUGGGUCCUGUUGCUCCUUCUAUAUAUCGUUCAUCAAAAAGAGCCGAACUGUCGGACGGGUGUAGUAAUGAUGAUGGAUGCAUGGGUGGAAGUGACUUGGAAGGAGAAGGGAAGCAAGUUUUGGUUGGAAUCUGUGCGAUGGCAAAAAAAUCUCAGAGUAAACCAAUGAAAGAAAUUUUAACAAGAUUAGAAGAAUUUGAGUACAUUAAAAUAGUAGUAUUUCCUGAAGAAGUUAUUUUAAAGGAGUCUGUAGAAGAUUGGCCAAUUAUUGAUUGUUUAAUAAGUUUCCACAGUAAAGGUUUUCCUCUUGAUAAAGCUAUAAAUUAUGCUAGCCUUAGAAAUCCUUUUAUCAUCAAUAAUUUACCAAUGCAGUAUGAUAUUCAGGAUCGUAGAAGAGUUUAUGCUAUUUUAGAGAGUGAAGGUAUCGAAAUUCCGAGAUAUGCUGUUUUGGAUAGAGAUUCAUCAGAUCCAAAACAUCAUGAAUUGGUGGAAUCAGAGGAUCAUGUGGAAGUUAAUGGUGUUACAUUUAACAAACCUUUUGUAGAAAAACCAGUAUCUGCAGAAGAUCAUAACAUUUAUAUUUAUUAUCCUACAUCUGCAGGUGGAGGAAGUCAAAGAUUAUUUAGGAAGAUUGGAAGUCGUAGUAGCGUAUAUUCACCAGAAUCUCGAGUUCGUAAAACAGGUUCUUACAUUUAUGAAGAUUUCAUGCCAACCGAUGGUACAGAUGUUAAGGUUUAUACUGUGGGUCCAGAUUAUGCUCAUGCAGAGGCAAGAAAAAGUCCUGCAUUAGAUGGUAAAGUUGAAAGAGAUUCAGAGGGAAAAGAAAUUCGCUAUCCAGUUAUACUAAGUAAUGCUGAAAAGCUAAUUAGUAGAAAAGUGUGUCUAGCUUUCAAACAAACAGUGUGUGGUUUUGAUUUACUUAGAGCAAAUGGCCAGUCAUUUGUAUGUGAUGUAAAUGGAUUCAGUUUUGUGAAAAAUUCUAACAAAUACUAUGACGAUUGUGCAAAGAUUUUGGGAAAUAUGAUUUUGAGGGAAUUAGCUCCCACUUUACACAUACCAUGGAGUGUUCCCUUUCAAUUAGACGACCCACCUAUUGUACCUACUACAUUUGGGAAGAUGAUGGAAUUGCGAUGUGUAGUUGCUGUUAUAAGACAUGGAGAUCGAACACCGAAACAAAAAAUGAAAGUGGAAGUUCGUCAUCCGAAAUUUUUCGAGAUAUUUGCAAAAUAUGAUGGCUAUAAACAUGGUCACAUCAAAUUAAAGAGACCUAAGCAAUUGCAAGAAAUUUUGGACACUGCUCGUAGUUUAUUAGCUGAAAUACAACAUCGUGCUGCUGGACCAGAAUUGGAAGAAAAACAGGGAAAAUUAGAACAAUUGAAAAGUGUCUUAGAAAUGUAUGGACAUUUCUCAGGAAUAAAUCGCAAAGUGCAAAUGAAGUACCAACCAAGAGGGCGACCUAGAGGAAGCUCAUCUGAUGAUGAUCGACUUGGAGAACCUUCACUUGUUUUGAUACUGAAAUGGGGUGGAGAAUUAACACCAGCUGGUCGUAUUCAGGCAGAAGAAUUGGGAAGAAUAUUUCGCUGCAUGUAUCCUGGUGGUCAAGGUAGACACCUUAGUGAGGAAGACUCAGAGAUGUUACCAAACCACGGUGAUUAUGCUGGUGCACAAGGUUUAGGAUUGCUAAGACUUCAUUCAACAUUUCGACAUGAUUUGAAGAUUUAUGCAAGUGAUGAAGGGAGAGUACAGAUGACAGCUGCAGCUUUUGCAAAAGGCUUACUUGCAUUAGAGGGUGAAUUAACGCCUAUAUUAGUACAAAUGGUGAAAAGUGCUAACACUAAUGGUUUGUUGGACAAUGAUUGUGACAGCAGUAAAUAUCAAAACAUGGUAAAAACACGACUUCAUGAAUUACUACAACAGGAUCGAGAAUUUACACGUGAAGACAGAGAGCAGAUAAAUCCUGGUAAUGCAUUAAGUAUUAAUGCAGCAAUGGAUUUUGUAAAAAAUCCUGUUCGGUGUUGUCAGCAUGUGCAUACUUUGAUUCAAAAGCUAAUGGAUAUUGUUCGUAUUAAGAAAGACGACCCUAAAACCAAAGAUGCAAUUCUUUAUCACGGUGAAACGUGGGAAUUAAUGGGUCGACGGUGGGGGAAGAUUGAGAAAGACUUUUGUACCAAAAAUAAGAGAUUUGACAUAUCAAAAAUUCCAGAUAUUUAUGAUUGUAUAAAGUAUGAUCUGCAACAUAAUAACCAUACAUUGCAAUUUGAACAUGCAGAAGAAUUGUACAUUUAUUCUAAGUACCUAGCAGAUAUUGUAAUACCACAGGAAUAUGGAUUAACAGUGCAAGAGAAACUUACUAUAGGUCAAGGUAUUUGCACUCCACUUUUAAAGAAAAUAAGAGCAGAUUUGCAGAGAAAUAUUGAGGAGUUUGGAGAAGAAACUGUUAAUAGGCUUAAUCCAAGGUACUCUCAUGGCGUUUCUAGUCCAGGUCGACAUGUGCGCACAAGACUUUAUUUUACAAGUGAAAGUCAUGUGCAUUCCUUGUUAACUGUUUUACGUUAUGGUGGUUUACUUGAUGUAAUGAAAGAUGAACAAUGGCGUCGAGCUAUGGAAUAUGUUAGCAUGGUUUCUGAAUUAAAUUACAUGUCCCAAAUUGUAGUUAUGUUAUACGAAGAUCCAACUAAGGAUCCAAGCAGUGAAGAACGUUUCCAUGUUGAAUUGCAUUUUAGUCCUGGUGUGAAUUGCUGUGUGCAAAAGAAUUUACCACCAGGACCAGGUUUUAGACCACAUUCACGCAAUGAAAGUAGCCAUAAUGUAGCUGAAAGUGGUGGUUCUGCUCAAGAUACUAUUUCACAAUGCAGUACUCGAAUAGAAGAAGAAGAUGUAGAAUUAGGAAUUUUGGAAGACGAUUUUAUGAAUCCACCAUUGCAAUCUGAAACACCUCCACCACCUAUGGAAACAGAUACUGUAGACGCAAUGAUAGAUAGUCCAACAACUAGUAGAGCAGUUGAUAUGAUGGAUCUACACCCUAAUAUGAUGGAUGAACCAUUUGAUAGUGGUUUUUUACAGAGUUCUGCGCCUAUUCCAAUAAGUGCCAGAACUGUAGCUGGUCACGAAGCAGCAAGACUUGGUAGUCAGUUAGCUGCAAGUCAACGUCAACGACGUGAUGCAGAGAGAGGAACAAUUGUUGAACCGCGUGCUCGUAGUUAUGAUCAUCAAAGACAAGACAAGCCUGAGAAAGCUACAGACAAGCUGCAGUAUCAGAGCUUGGACGCUGUCAACAAAGAAGAGAAGCAUGUAACAGAGCAAUGCCACUUAGAGAGAUCUGGCCAGGUUUUGCUGAAUGUACCAACGGAAAAAUUGCUGGGUCUGCCGCACUCCUUCAGUUCACCGGAGUUUCCAGUUCCUUCGAUAGAAACCUCCACUUUGAGCUCAACACCCUUGGUGACUUUGCAUACAUCUCCUCUAGUUUCACCAAACAGCCGGACUUCGGAUGUGAUGAAUAUUGUGCUUCCGGUCCCCACGAUUCGUUCUUCGUUUUUCGAUACCAAUUCUGAACAACCUGAUGAUUUUGAUCCACGUUCUCAAAGUAAGAAAUAUGGACGUUCCCAUUCAGAGAUGAUUCUGCCUGGGAUCGAGUGUAGCGGUGAGUUGAUCGAUUCCUCAAAACCGCCACCAAGUAAUCCGUGGCCAAAACGUUCCCAUUUUUCGUUAUCCUUACGUGAAAGAACCCCAGAGACAGCGACAUUUAUGGGGCAAUUUAAACUGGAGAAACGUUCUCGUUCAUUGUCACCUUACCUACCCAAGUGUCUUUGUUAUAAUUGUAACGUUUCGGAGCUGAUUUUAAGAAGCAGAGAUCUACCGCCCGUCGAACGUUUCAACUUCGAUAUUUAUUUCGCACGUUCUCUCUCACAUAAAUUUUUUAAUUGUUCCUGUUACUCGAGCCUACAAGAGGUUGGAUCCAAUCGUUUAUCUCGUAGUGUUCCUUUUCAUAAUAGCUGUGGAAAUUUUAAAGGAUUUGCUGGAAUAGGUCAUCCUGAUUCAUCCUUUGUAUGUAUGAAAGGCAGACUUCCUACGUUUCCUGGAAGACAAUAUAUUGCUCCUUAUAUGGAGUCAAGAUUCGAUCAUUAUUCUACAUAUAAGCAACAAUCAAGAGGUCAUGAUCGCAGUGAAUCGAUACUGUUCAAGGAGAAAGAGAAGUGGGGAUUUAAAAACAAUAUUAUGAGACGAACAUUCAAUAGUGAUAAUGUAAUUGGGAAUACACGUGUACCAAUCAAAAAGUUAUCUUGUCCCCAUCUACAAUCUGAUGUUUUUUCUUGUGUUGAUUCAGUUUGUUCAAAUGAAAAUGGUGAAGCAAUUAAUUGUUCAAGGAUAUAUAAAUGUUGGUCUUGUCCUAAUGUGAAUCUCCAGUGGCACGGUAGCCUAGUAGACAUACCGAAUCAUAGUAGUAUGCUUUAUCAUACGCCCCAUGCACACGAUAAUGAUGUUCACGAUGAUCACAAUAUUCCUCGCAAGUAUAAUCAUCGUUCCAAGAGUCCACGUGAACCAUUCUCCCGACUCCAGCCUCAACGAUCCUUCUCAUCUCCAGACACACGACCUUCGAUCAUUCAACCUGACCCUACCUGCACAGCAAGGCGCCACCGUCACAGUAUCUCCGGACAGAUGAGUUAUUUCAAGCUGUUGGGCUACAACGUCAACAAGAAGUUGACUGGAUCAGCAAACAGUUUAUUCAGCACAGCUGUUAUCAGUGGAUCUUCAAGUGCUCCAAAUCUUAAGGAUAUGGUGCCUCCUCAUGCGUCUGCUGUUGCUGCAAUAGAAGGUUUCGGUGGUGUACCGCCAAUAAGACCUUUGGAAACUCUUCACAAUGCAUUGUCAUUGCGACAAUUGGAUUCGUUUUUGGAAAUGAUGACUAGCGCCCCUCUUUUUCGAACACCCGCUUCUUCACCACCGAAGUAUCCUUCUCCUGGUGGAUCGACUCACGAAUCAGUUAAUCAAACUCUCAGUAUCGGAGGAAUCAGUCGCGAGUACCACUCUUCCGACCUGGAAGCUGUCAGAUAUAUUACACCAACUCCUAUACAGUAUAAACCUUCAAAUGAUGGAGAGCCUUGUGAUAUAAGAAAUCAAUUAUCACCAACUAGUCCUAAUAGUACUGGAUGGAGCAGUGAACCACAGUCAUUUCUCUCUUCUGAACCCUCAUCUCCUGCACCAACUUCAACAGGAGAGUGCAGUAUGUCUAUUAGUCUAAUAAGUAAUGACGGAGCACAAUCGUUUAAUAUGGGUCCUAAGUUUCCUACAACUCCAUGUUUGGAUGUGGACUUCAACGAAUUUUGUAUAAAUAUUGAUCAGGAACAUAGGGAAGGUCGUGGUAGUGUAUCAUAUACAGAUUACUAUAGUAAUGAAGAUGGUCAAAUACGAAACUGUGGGUUUGGAGCAGACUUCACUACUAAUCUACAGAAAAUCAUGCGUACUGAUGAUCUUCCUGUUGACAACAUGGAUGAUGACGAGGAUCACACAAUAACUUUAAAGCAAACUGAAGAGCAAAAAAAACAGGACGUCAAACGAAUAUUUGAGCAGAAGGAAAAUUCAAACACAAAGUCUAAUAUUGGUUAUAAAAAAAUUGGAAGAUUUCUCGUUGAAAGCAUGGAAAUAUCAGAUGAAGAUGUUAGAAUUAAAGAAGCAGAUACUAUAGAUAAGGCAAAGUCAUUUGCUUUUCAGAAAACUGAAUUUCCAAACGAAGAAAAAACACAAAGAAAUAAAGAUAGUAUCGAAAUUAUACAAGAGCAGAAAAAGUUUCACUCUUCUAGCAGUUGUAAAAGGAACAACUUUUCUCGAUCACAGAGUGUUUCUAUGCCAAAAACUCCGACACAAAAAUUUGAGACAAAUUAUAGUUACAAGUGUACAUCAAAAUUAAGCUCUCUUUCAAAUAUGUCAGAUAAGGAUUUAGAAAAUUGGAAGCAGAGUAUGAUGGAAUCAAAAAAUUCUUCUUCUGCAAAAAUAAAAUCAGAGGAGCCAAUUCUUACUGUGGCAAGUACCAUGACAGGUAAUUCUAGUGUGACAAUAGGUUUCAAUGUUCAAGAUGAGAAGGAAGAACUUGACUUCUGA
Eufriesea mexicana is the source of this 6363-nucleotide messenger RNA. Its product is annotated as inositol hexakisphosphate and diphosphoinositol-pentakisphosphate kinase. The record is from RefSeq and is a predicted model, not a curated record. Gene Ontology annotation, cellular component: cytosol. The transcript is spliced from 30 exons. Lineage: Eukaryota; Metazoa; Arthropoda; Insecta; Hymenoptera; Apidae. Gene Ontology annotation, molecular function: inositol hexakisphosphate kinase activity; 5-diphosphoinositol pentakisphosphate 1-kinase activity. Gene Ontology annotation, biological process: inositol metabolic process; inositol phosphate biosynthetic process. The coding region runs from base 169 to 6363 and encodes 2064 amino acids.